AUGCCUGAAAUAAAUGAACUUGAAAUAGAUGAAUUUAAAAUGGAUGAAUCUGAAAUAACUAAAACUGAAAAUGCAUUAAUUGAUAAAGAUAUUAUUAAAAUGAUAAUUCAUGAAUUUCGUAAUAGUAAUGAUGAAACAGAUGAUGAAGAAGAAUCAUCAUCACCUCCUCCAAUAAUUAUAACGGAAGCUAUCGACAUACUGAAACAAGUUAUAAGCUAUCAAGAAAGUCUUGAAGUUAAAAAAGGAUUUAAUGAGAAUGAAUUAAUAAUAUUAUGA
Messenger RNA from Ambispora gerdemannii, 276 nucleotides. The record is from the annotation of a GenBank genome assembly. Lineage: Eukaryota; Fungi; Glomeromycota; Glomeromycetes; Archaeosporales; Ambisporaceae.